AUGACAAUUCCUCCUCUGGUCGUAUUCGGGCCUUCGGGCGUCGGCAAGGGCACUCUCAUCAAUCGUCUUAUCAAUGACUUCCCAAUUGCUUUUGGGUUUAGUGUCUCUCAUACUACCCGCGCUCCUCGUCCUGGUGAGACAGACGGCAAAGCAUACCACUUUACAACUACCGAUAACUUCAAGAACCUCAUCUCUCAGGGCGCUUUCAUUGAGCACGCCCAAUUUUCGGGCAACUUCUAUGGCACGACCAUCCAAGCUGUAGAAGACGUCGCAGCAACAGGCAAGCGAUGCAUCCUCGAUAUCGAAAUUCAGGGUGUCCAACAAAUCAAGCAAACGCCCCUUCGCGCCACAGUCGUUUUCGUCUCCCCUCCCUCUAUGACUGCACUUAACCAGCGCUUGCGCGGUCGCGCUACCGAUUCUGAAGAUGCCAUCCAGCGUCGUCUUGCAAUCGCUCGCAGAGAGAUCGACUACGCUCGUCAACCUGGCUCAGUCGACUACGUCAUCGUCAAUGAUGAUCUUGAUACCGCAUAUCAAAAGUUAAAGAGAAUUGCAAACGGAGAGUCAGAUGCGAGUGGGGAUCAGAUGCCUCCCUUGGACGAUUAG
Molecule: messenger RNA, 603 nt
Organism: Suillus clintonianus
Lineage: Eukaryota; Fungi; Basidiomycota; Agaricomycetes; Boletales; Suillaceae
Product: P-loop containing nucleoside triphosphate hydrolase protein
Exons: 3
Coding region: 1-603 (200 amino acids)
Biological process (GO): purine nucleotide metabolic process
Cellular component (GO): cytosol
Molecular function (GO): GMP kinase activity
Source: RefSeq, a predicted model, not a curated record